CUAGAAUCCGCCUGUGGGGGGCGAGGGCGCCGGAGCCCACGCUUCCCACGCCCCGGGCCAUCAGUUUCUGGGGCCUGCGGGGUCCGCGAGGCCCGGUUUUACCGCCGACCAGGGGACCCCAUGGCCUCGGAAAGCCUGGAGGGGGAGCUGGUGGCCGUGCUGGGGGGCCGGGGUCUGUGCGUGCAGCGCUGUGACUCGGAGCCGGCGGGCGAGCCGCGGGCGCCUGUGCGGCUGCGGAGGGACGUCUGCUACGUGGUGCUGGCUGUGUUCCUCAACGAGCAGGAUGAGGUGCUGCUGAUCCAGGAGGCUAAGAGGGAGUGCCGGGGGUCAUGGUACCUUCCUGCAGGACGAAUGGAGCCCGGGGAGACCAUCGUGGAGGCACUGCGGCGGGAGGUGAGGGAGGAGACCGGGCUGCACUGCGAGCCUGUGACGCUGCUGUCCAUGGAGGAGCGAGGUCCCUCCUGGAUCCGCUUUGUAUUCCUGGCUCGCCCCACAGGUGGAACUCUCAAGACUCUCAAGGAGGCAGAUGCGGAGUCCCUGCAGGCCGUCUGGUACCCGAGGAUCGCCCUGCCCAGUCCACUUCGAGCCCAUGACAUUCUGCACCUGAUUGAGUUGGCUGCUCAGUACCACCAGCAGGCUGGGCACCCCCUGGUUUUGCCCCAGGAGCUGCCCUGUAGUGUAGUCUGUCUGCGGCUUGUGGCCACAUUUACAGGCAUCCAGACUGUGUGGGUGCUGGUGGGCACGGUGGGCACGCCCCACUUGCCCAUAACCGCUUGUGGCUUUACCCCCAUGGAGCAAAGGGGUGGCAUCAAGGUGGCUGUCCUGCGGCUGUUGCAGGAGUGUCUGACCCUUCACAAUUUGACAGUGGAGACGAAGGGGUUGCUUGGAUUACAGCACCUGGGCAGAGACCAAACAGAUGGCAUCUGCCUCAAUAUCCUGGUGACAGUGGCUUUUCGGAACCUAGGAAGCCAAGAUGAGCCCCCAAAGGUUCGGGGUGAGAACUACUUUUGGUGGAAGGUGACAGAAGGAGACCUACAGAGUCAGCUCCUCCAGAGGCUCCGUGAAUCUUCUGUUGUCCCUGUGAACAGAUAGAGAGGGCCUGUAGGCGCGAGGGAUGGGCAGCUGUGCCCCCUCCAUGGGAGAGGCAGGCAGGAGGCUGGCAGUCAGGGAUCUUGGUGUGCAGGGUGUAGCGGUGGUUCUUCUGGUCACAGGGGGACUUCAUGUAGCUGACGCCCACUGUGCACCAAAAGAAUAGUGCCUUUAACUGAGCAAGGAGCACAGAGGUCAAGGGCCCAUUACCUUGCGGGCACAUGGAUGCUUGCUUCUGGGAUCUGGGAGCUUUCUGACCCCCUUGUUCUCCACACUGAAGACCUGCAGGCUUGUCCUUUUGGACUUAGAACUUGCAAGGCGACAUGGGGAGGUCCUCAAAAAACCUGUGCUGAGUAGAUAAUGUUGCUUACCCUUCCUUUCCUGCCUAAAUGUCUGUCAGAAGUGCGGGGUUCUUGCUGGAACUGCUGCUCCUGGACACACCGACAGCCACUAG
Molecule: messenger RNA, 1543 nt
Organism: Octodon degus (degu)
Lineage: Eukaryota; Metazoa; Chordata; Mammalia; Rodentia; Octodontidae
Gene: Nudt18
Product: nudix hydrolase 18
Exons: 3
Coding region: 121-1092 (323 amino acids)
Molecular function (GO): 8-oxo-GDP phosphatase activity; 8-oxo-dGDP phosphatase activity; magnesium ion binding
Source: RefSeq, a predicted model, not a curated record